Molecule: messenger RNA, 4042 nt
Organism: Cornus florida
Lineage: Eukaryota; Viridiplantae; Streptophyta; Magnoliopsida; Cornales; Cornaceae
Product: transcriptional corepressor SEUSS-like
Exons: 10
Coding region: 854-3547 (897 amino acids)
Biological process (GO): positive regulation of transcription by RNA polymerase II; negative regulation of transcription by RNA polymerase II
Cellular component (GO): nucleus; transcription regulator complex
Source: RefSeq, a predicted model, not a curated record
UGAUUAGUUCAAUUUAGAGAAGAAAGGUAAAGAAGGAAUGAAGAAAAUUCAAUCCGAUCGAAUGCAGUUUUGACGUCCGCUAGGAGACACUCUCUCUCCUCUCUCUCCCUCUUCACUCUCUCUCUCUCUCUAUAAGAUACAGCGCAAAACAGGGAACUCUGUUUCUCUCUCCUCCCCCUCUCCUCUCUCUCUACACAGCCCCUCCCUCUCUACACACAGACUAAUGAGAUUGAUGGAUUGAAGAAGGCUUCGAACGAAGAUUAUACACAAAAAUAAUAACUAUUAUAUAUAUUUAUACAUGUAUCUGUUUAAUGCACAUGAACGAAAGCAAGUUGAAGAGGAAGAGUAAUAGUAGAUUAUGUUCAAAUUUCGCGAGUUACAGUGUGUUGUACGAUCGCAAUCUGCGGAGUUUUCAGAGACUUUAACUUUUGAAUUCAUACUUUGAAUGGUUCAAGGUGAAGUAGAUCUAUAACUUGCCAAAUUCUGCAGUGAUUCAUGCAAAAUUUGGCUGAAGGUUGUUUUCUCUCCGAGUCAAGGCAAUUCUAGGAUGUUCAGAACCCAAGCUUGUUGCUUGCUUUUGGUUUUAUUGUGUAAUUUACUUGUGCUCGCUAACACUGAACACCAUAUGUUUCGGCACAAAGGUUUUCUAAUUCUCUUGGUGCACAAUAAGGACUCUCGAAUUUCUACCCCGUGGUUGUGAAUCUAAUAUGACUGCCAGUUCGAUUAAAGCGCCCGAAGUUGUGCAUUUUUUUCAGUAAUUGUUGUUUACUUGCAUCUUGUGGUGCUGAGUGUUGAAUUCAUGUUAUUUUAGAUAGUUUUGUACUUGGUGUUUGUAGAUUGUAAUUUUGGAAUUAUGAUGCCCUCGGGUCCUCCCACUCCUAUCAGUGGUGCCCAGUCUGUUCCGUCUUCACUACUGCGAUCGAACUCUGGUUUGUUGGGUGGUCAAGGGGGUUCGUUGCCUUCACAGAAUGCAUUCCCGUCUCUCAUGUCACCUCGUACACAGUUCAAUAGCACGAAUAUGAUUGGGAAUGUGCCCAAUGUUUCAUCGCUCCUCCAUCAGCCUUUUGGAAAUGGGGGUAUAAAUUCUGGACUUUCUGGUCCCGGGAGUACACCACGGGGAGUUAUGGACACUGGGGCUGAGUCCAAUCCUCUUUCCGGUGUUGGAAAUGGAAUGGGCUAUAAUACCCCUUCGUCAUCAUUCUUACCAUCCAACAUGGCAAAUGCUGUUUCAUCGGGUCAAGUUCAGGCACAACAAUUCCCAGACCCUUCUGGCAAUCAUAUAUUACCGGAUCAACAACAGUCCCAACAACUCGAAUCUCAAAACUUUCAAAAUAAUCAGCAGCCAUUACAACAGUUCUCUGCCCCGCACAACCAGCAGCAGUAUCAAACAAUCCGGGGUGGAUUAGGUGGUGUUGCUCCUGUCAAGCUGGAACCUCAGGUGAUGAAUGAUCAACAUGGACAGCCACCACAGCAGUUGCAGCCUUUGAGAAAUCUUAAUCAAGUGAAACUGGAACCGCAGCAAAUCCAGGCUAUGAGAAGCCUGGCUUCUGUCAAAAUGGAACCUCAACAUUCGGAUCAGUCAUUGUUUCUGCAUCAACAGCAGCAGCAGCAAUUUCUCCACAUGUCCAGACAAUCCCCUCAGGCUACUGCUCACAUGAAUCUUUUGCAUCAUCAGAGACUCUUGCAGCAGCAGCAGCAACAGCAGCAACAACAACAGCAGCAGCAGCAGCAGCAGCAACAGCAACUCUUGAAGGCUUUUUCUCAACCACGAUCUCCAUUACAAUCUCAGUUUCAAUCACAGAGUACAACUUUGAGGUCUCCUGCAAAACUCGCAUACGAACCUGGGAUGUGUGCCCGGCGGCUGACACAUUAUAUGUAUCAGCAACAACACAGGCCUGAGGACAACAACAUUGAGUUUUGGAGAAAAUUUGUUGCUGAGUACUUUGCUCCCAAUGCCAAGAAGAGGUGGUGUGUUUCUAUGUAUGGAAGUGGUCGCCAGACGACUGGAGUGUUUCCUCAGGAUGUAUGGCACUGCGAAAUAUGCAACCGCAAACCAGGCCGUGGAUUUGAGGCAACUUUUGAGGUUUUGCCCAGGCUUUUCAGAAUCAAGUAUGAAAGUGGUACUCUGGAGGAACUUUUGUACGUUGAUAUGCCCAGGGAAUAUCAGAAUUCAUCUGGCCAAAUAGUCCUGGACUAUGCAAAAGCUAUCCAGGAAAGCGUUUUUGAGCAACUUCGAGUUGUCCGUGAUGGUCAACUUCGAAUAGUUUUCUCUCCAGACCUAAAGAUAUGCUCUUGGGAAUUUUGCGCUCGGCGUCAUGAAGAGCUUAUCCCUAGAAGAUUGUUGAUACCUCAGGUUAGUCAACUUGGGGCUGCGGCUCAGAAAUACCAGGCUGCAACUCAGAAUGCAUCUUCCAGUUUAACUGUCCCAGAGUUGCAAAAUAACUGUAACAUGUUUGUCACAUCAGCUCGUCAAUUGGCAAAAGCAUUGGAAGUGCCAUUGGUAAAUGAUUUAGGAUAUACAAAGAGAUACGUGCGAUGCCUUCAGAUAUCAGAAGUGGUUAAUAGCAUGAAAGAUUUGAUUGAUCACAGCCGAGAAACUGGGACUGGACCAAUGGAGAGUUUGGCCAAGUUCCCUCGGAGGAGUAGUACUAUAACCGAAAUUCAUGGUCAAUCUCAACAACCUGAGGAACAGCUGCAGCAGCGAACAGUUGCUCAGACCUCAAACAAUGAAAACUCUGUCCAGGCCACUGCGAUGCAACUUGCUUCUAGUAAUGGUGUGCCUAUUAUGAAUAACCCUCUCAACUCAGCAUCUGCCACUCCCUCCACAAGCACUAUUGUUGGGCUUCUUCACCAGAACUCAAUGAACUCCAUACAACAAAACCCCGUGAACAAUGCAAAUGGUCCCUAUGGUGGAAGCAGUGUUCAGAUACCCUCCCCUGGUCCCUCGAGUACGAUACCACAGGCUCAAUCCAAUUCUUCUUUCCAAUCACCAACACCUUCCUCAUCUAACAAUCCCCAGCAAACUUCUCAUUGUGGCCUGACAACAGCAGCUCACAUUAGCACUGCAAAUUCACCGAACAUUUCCAUGCAACAGCCUGCUCUAUCAGGUGAUGCUGAUCCAAACGAUUCUCAGAGUUCUGUCCAGAAAAUCAUACAUGAAAUGAUGAUGUCAUCCCAACUCAAUGGUGGGACUGGUAUGGUAGGUGCUGGUUCAAUGAUUAACGAUGUUAAAAAUGUUAAUGGAACAUUACCAACGAGCAAUGGCUCAGGUAGUAAUGGCAGCAACUGCCUCAUGGGAAAUGGGACAGCUAGCAGUAAUUCAGGGGGGGCAGGAUUUGGAGGCAUGGCUAGUGGAUUUGGUCAGUCUCCCAUGAUUAACGGAAUGCGAGCUCCAAUGGGUAAUAACUCCAUGACUAUGAAUGGAAGGGUAGGCAUGACAACAAUGUCUAGAGACCAGGGUAUAAAUCAUCAACAGCAGGAACUGGGGAAUCAGCUGUUUAAUGGGCUUGGAGCGGUAAAUGGGUUCAGUAAUCUUCAAUUUGAUUAGGAGAUAUCUCCUUGAAGUGUUCUGAAAAUGCCGUUGAUGUUCUGUUCCUCAACCAGCUGCUCGUGCAGCACCGCAAGUUUCAGUAUAGCCUUUGGCUAUCAGAAAAUAGCCGCACAUGACAAAAUAGUCCCCCUCUCACUUUGUACUAACCUCAGAAAAAGGAACAUAUAGCAUAGUGUUUUCUCAUUAAAUUAUUAUAUCAACCUCAGUUGCUUCAUUUUCUUGGAGCGUUGUUUCACCUUGAUGGAUGUUUCGUUAUAGCUGCUCAUCCCUGCUGACAACCUCGGAAUGGGAAUUCGCGGAGUGGAUGUUUCCUGGUGAAAGUUUCUUGAUAUCUAAUUUCUGUGUAUCCAUUUUCCGAGUUCUUUGUAAACUAUAGUAUAUGCAAAUCUCUCUCCCUCUCUCUCUACAUGAGUGUAUAGUUUGGUUUGUUUUUGAAGGAAUUCUAGUGUAGUGUUUUAUCAUUGAAAUUUUAUAUCAUCCUAAGUUGCUUCA